Acipenser ruthenus (sterlet) is the source of this 2799-nucleotide messenger RNA. Its product is annotated as claudin-14-like. Lineage: Eukaryota; Metazoa; Chordata; Actinopteri; Acipenseriformes; Acipenseridae. The transcript has 2 exons. The record is from RefSeq and is a predicted model, not a curated record. Gene Ontology annotation, molecular function: structural molecule activity. Gene Ontology annotation, biological process: bicellular tight junction assembly; cell adhesion. Gene Ontology annotation, cellular component: bicellular tight junction; plasma membrane. The coding region runs from base 454 to 1167 and encodes 237 amino acids.
CUUGUGGCCAGAGGACCUGGCUCAGCCUUUAUGAAUACAAGUGCCUUGAACAGGUCCAUCAGCAUGGACCCGUCUAGAAUGAGACACUGAAUUCAACUGUAAUGACAGGUUGCAUUGGUCAAUAAGUAAAGUUGGUACAUUCAGUAAGACGAGAGAGAAACUGCGAGCAACAGAAAACAAGCUUCCUUCACCUCCAUCAGAGAACAGUAACAGUGGCUACAUUCAUCAUCAGAAAGCUCAACUUACUGAAGCCACAUUAAAACAGCUUGCAAGAGACCCAUUGAACCGAUGGAAGUCACAAGGAAACAGUGAACCUCACAUAACAGAACAGUGAGCUGACACAGGCUCUGUUUAUUGAGAAGUGAGCAGUUUGAUCUAUCUAGCCAGUCUGCCAAACAAGGAAAAAGCAGGAGAGAAAGAGAAGCUUCUUUAUUACAAAGAACCACACCAAAGAUGGCCAGCAUGGCAGUCCAGUUGUUAGGCUUUUUCUUGGGUCUUUUUGGUCUUUUUGGGACUUUGGUAGCUACCGUUCUGCCACACUGGCGAAGGACGGCAUAUGUAGGCUCUAACAUUAUCACGGCAACGGCGUAUAUGAAGGGGCUGUGGAUGGAGUGUGCUUGGCACAGCACAGGCAUCUACCAGUGUGAGAUCCACCGCUCCCAGCUGGCCCUGCCCAGGGACCUGCAGGCUGCCCGGGCUCUGAUGGUCCUCUCCUGUGUGCUUUCCACUCUCGCUGCCAUUCUUUCAGCAGUGGGGAUGAAAUGCACCCGCUGCGUCCGUGGAUCCUCUGCCAAGAACCCCCUGGCAGUAAGUGGAGGUGCCAGCUUUGUGAUCGCUGGCAUCCUUGGCUUGGUCCCCAUCUCCUGGUCCACCAAUGAUGUCAUCCAGGACUUCUACAACCCCAUGCUGCCCAACGGCAUGAAGUACGAGAUCGGGCAGGCCAUUUAUGUGGGCUUUGUCUCUGCUGGCCUCACCAUCCUUGGGGGAGUCCUUCUUUGCCUGUCCUGCGGGGAGGUCCAGAACCACUUCCCUUACCGGGCCCAAAUCCGCCGCGCCACACACAGGGCUGCGCCAGCUUACCACCCCCCUGCCGCCUACAAAGGGAACCACAACCCCUCCAGCUCCUCUGCCUCCAGCAGCGGGUAUAGACUCAACGACUAUGUGUGAGUGGCGCAGAGACUCAGCUAGAGACUGCAGUCACAAAUCAGGAGUGGGUUUGGAUAGCCUCUUAUUUGCAGCGUUGUUCACACAAAUUAUUUAACAUUAUUUCUUAAGGAACAGACUCAAAGCUGAGACCCACAGCUGAUUUUGACAGCUUGUAGAUUUUUGCUGGACAAUAACCAACUGUUUUGUUGUUGUUGACUUUGAUUUUGCAUGUUAUGUUUAUAUUUAUUGUUUUCAUGCUUUGUUUUUUUUGUAAAUGCACCAUGUGUAUAACAUACACACAAAUCCUUAAGCGGGUGGACUUUCUUAUUUUAACAGGACAUUGAAUGACAACAGAAGACUUAACAGAGCUAAAUCACUAUGAUUGCUGCUAGUCAUGGGGGCUGAGGGCAGUGUAUAGCUUAUUACUACAGUAUAAUGUUUGCAUAUUAAUUGGUAACAGAAGAGGAAACCUUCUUGUAAGAUAUAAGAUCUUCGUAUAAGAUUCAUCCACAGUGGGAUCACAGGCUUUCUCACUCAGUAUACACAGGGAUGGGAACAACCACUAAACUGAUACAUUUCAUUUAAGGCCUCAUCAGCAGCUGGGUACAUGUGUUUGUGUUACAGCUGCUCAAAGUGUUUAACAUAAAAGCAACACAUUGUUUUCAUAAGAAGAGUCAGAAAAGAGUCAGAGAUGAGGAGUAAUUUCAUAUUUUGUCAUGUGGUAUAUGUAAAUAUUAAAAUUAAUAAUGCAAACAGCUUGUAUUGUACAGUGCUGCCUCUUUGUACAUCUCCAUUAUAAAGCUCUAAUGAUUGAAGGGCUAGUGAUUGGCUUGAGACAGACACAUUUCAAGAUUUACAAAGCUUACCAAGCUUACAAACUCAAGAAUUUAAAGUCUUUGUGUCAUUGUGAAUAAACACAUUUACAUUACUGCUGGGUUUUUUUCAACAGCUAGUCUAGAACACUUCCAUUUUUAUUGUCUCCAUUAAAAAAAAAAAAAAAAAAAACCUUUUCAAACAAUUGUUCAAUAAGCCAUGAGAAAGCUUUUUAGAUUGGGUUCACUGUGAUCUGUGUACAUUCUAACCUGCUGCUGGCCUGAGUCAACCAAAGUGGGAUUCAGCUCUACAUCCACUAAUUAAGGACCUGGUUGAAAUGUGUUCCUGCACUGGCAUGGAUUGAAAGAGCUACACAUGAGAACCAGUCCUCUAAAAGAUGAUGGAAGUGUAGGCAACUUCCGUUAAUGGAAACAGACCAACUCCACAGGUUUGAAGUUAUAUGGCAAUGUAUUUAGAAAAUUAAGCUACAAGUAUUUUAAAAUGAGGCUAGGCUCGAUUUUACAUGUAAAUAUACCUGCGUUCAGUUUAUGAUCUAGUCUUACACUAUUUAUCAAGAGCCUUGAAGAAGGUCUGCUGAUAGCAUUUAGUAACAGCGCCCCUAUGGCAUGAAAUAGUCUGGACCAGAGUAUCCAGGAUAUGAUCGAGCAUCAGAUAAAUAACCCAAAUGUACCAGCUAAAUGUAGAAUAAUGACUAAGAUUACAUUUAUUAUAAUGAGGAGGUUCCAAGAAUGAUGGAAGUAUAAGCGUUUCUGAUCCCAGAUUGAAUGUAUGAUGUUGUUGUUUUCAAUGAUGUGAAAUCACUGCUGGGUUUAUUCCUGG